AUGAGCAGAUGUGCAACGGAUGUGUCACGAAACGACAGUAUCACGUCCAAGGACUGGGAACCACUUUACCAAAGAUUAAGUAGUUGUCUGAGUUCUAACGAGUCCGGCUACGACAGCGACGGCGGGGUGGGCGGCAUUGGAGGGGUCCGGCCGGGCAAUAAUCUGAGCCUCUCCGGCGGAGAUACGGAAUCUAUUGCCUCGGGCACCCUUAAGCGCAACUCUCUAAUCUCGCUCAGCUCCUCGGAGGGCGUCGGAAUGGGAAUGACCGCAGGAUCGGGUAUCCGGAACAGCAGCAUCUGCAGUGCGCCCGUGUCCCUGGGCGGCUACAACUACGACUACGAGACGGAGACGAUACGCCGCCGAUUCCGGCAGCUGAAGCUAGAGCGCAAGUGCCAGGAGGACUACACCGGCAUCGUCCUCUCGCCCAAGACGGUGAUGACCAACAGCAACGAGCAGCAGGACGGUCGGCUUCGGCUGGGCGAUGAGAUUGUGAAUGUGAACGGAAAACAUUUGCGGGGCCUCCAGUCCUUUGCCGAGGUACAGCGCCUGCUGAGCAUCUUCGUGGACAACUGCAUCGACCUGGUUCUAACACCGACACCGCUCUUUAACAGCAGCAGCAGCAGCUGCUCCUCCUCACCUAACCACCACCACCAGUCGAGCGAUAAUCCCGACGAGAACGUGUCAUACACGCCCGUCUACGCGAAUCGAGCGGCGAGCGUGUGCGUGGCCUCAUCGCUGGCGGACGACGAGAAGUGGACGCUGCUGGCCCGCAAGCGGUGCUCGGAGGGCGCCGCCCUGCCGCUACCCGGGUCGCCCGGUGGCCCCCAGCAGCAGUUUGGCCAGCGCACCCACUACGCCCGCAACUCCAUUAACUUGGCCAACUCGCACUACCGCUCGUUGCGGUUCGCUCAUUCGCGGCUCAGCUCCUCACGGCUGAGCCUGUUCAUGCAAACGCCACCUAACAAUCUAACCGAGGGAGUGGGAGCACCCUCUAGCCCCCAAACAACUGAAACAACUGAUCUCACUAAUAACCAGACGCAGCAGCAGCCGCAGCAACAUCCACAACAACAACACCACCAAUCACUAUACAUCAAGCACUCGCCAAAGAGCGUCUCACUAUCCUCGCCUAAUCCAUAUGUUACUGCCUCAUCUCCACCAGCCUCGGCAUCAGCGGCAGGAUUGGGAACAGUAGUAGUCAAUACCGGAUCAUCUCUGGCACCUCCUGCCGCCGCACUAAUGCAUCAUCGCCCAUCGCUGCCGGUGGCCAAGCUAACCAUUCGCGACGAGGAAAUGGUCGAGGUCAUCCGAGCCUCCAUGAGCGAGGGCAGUGGACGCUGUACUCCGAAGACCAUUACAUUCUUCAAGGGUCCGGGGCUGAAGUCCCUGGGCUUCAGCAUUGUGGGAGGACGCGACUCGCCCAAGGGGAAUAUGGGCAUCUUUGUGAAGACAGUGUUUCCAUCGGGACAGGCUGCAGAUGAUGGCACCUUGCAAGCGGGCGAUGAGAUCGUGGAGAUCAAUGGCAACUCUGUGCAGGGCAUGAGUCACGCCGAAACCAUAGGGCUAUUCAAGAAUGUACGAAAGGGCACCAUUGGCCUGAAGAUCUUGAGAAGAAAACUGCAGAAAGCGAAAUCUAUGGGCACGUAGGGCUUGCAUCCUGCUCAUAGUAGAACCACUAGUUAAUAGCUAAUUGACCGUUUUUGUCUUUGGAAUCCCAUACCUGGAAUACCUGAAUCUGGAUAACCUGCUUUGUUUAAGCAAGUUAAAUGUAAAUUUCAGCAACUAACUUUUUUUUUUUGUUAUCG
Molecule: messenger RNA, 1802 nt
Organism: Drosophila miranda
Lineage: Eukaryota; Metazoa; Arthropoda; Insecta; Diptera; Drosophilidae
Product: ligand of Numb protein X 2-like
Exons: 5
Coding region: 1-1644 (547 amino acids)
Molecular function (GO): protein binding
Source: RefSeq, a predicted model, not a curated record